GAAAUUGUUGAAUGGAUUUCACGAUUUUGAAAUAAAGACUUUUAUUUUGUUGUCGGAGCUCUCUUGUGGUGACGUCACAUGGAGUGCGACGCAGCAGUCGAUUGUUUGAGGUCUGUUUCUGGAGUCCUCAAACAUCACACAAUCUUCAGUGAAACCAUUCACACGCCAAUUCAUCUCUAAAUACUAGCCAAACAAGCAGGAAUCACAUCUGCUGUCACAACACAUUCUUCUACUCGACUAUUCUGACCUGCUGUUGUAAUGAUGGAGUGUGUUAUAGAGAAGAGUGAUGAAGAAUCAUACACAAUGAGAGCUGAAGAUACUGAGGAAAAGAGAGAUGUGAUUGGAGUGACAGAGGAAGGUCAAGAACACAGUGAGGACGAACACCAGUAUCAUAAUUUAAUAACUGGAGAAAAUUCAUUCAGCUCCUCACAAACUGAUGAGAAUUCCCCUCAAAAGAGAACCAAAGCCAAACAUUCUUUUGCAUGCCAUAUUUGUGGUAAGACGUAUUCAAGAAAAGGACAUCUUCAAGAUCAUAUAAUGACUCACACUGAACAAAAGCCUUUCUCAUGCCCUCGAUGUGGAAACAGAUUUAAACAUAAGAGAAGCGUUGCUGUUCAUAUGAAAAGUCACACUGGUGAUGAGCUUUACACCUGCCCUCAGUGUGAUAAGACUUUCACAGCCAAAAAAAAUCUAGAGAAUCACAUACGAGUUCACACGGGAGAGAAACCUUUCAAGUGUCCUCAGUGUGAUAAGAGUUUUACACAACAAGGACAUCUUAAAUAUCACAUACGGCUUCAUACAGGUGAGAAGCCUUACUUGUGUCAUCUGUGUGAUAAGAGUUUCACACAUAGACCGAGUCUCAAUCAUCAUCUGAUGAGACACUCGAAUGAAAGGCCGUUUAGCUGCGAUCAGUGCGAUCAAAAGUUUAUUACUGCAACACUGCUAAAGAGACACCAGAGGACUCAUACCCGUGUGAAAGGUGGCGUGUGCUCUGUGUGUGGAAAAGUCUAUCUGACAACCAGAUCCCUUCUGCAGCAUCAAAAGGCUCAUACUGGAGAAAAAAACUUUCAAGUGCUCUUAUUGUGGAAAGGGCUUUAAACAGACUGGCCACCUAAAACAACAUGAAGGGAUGCAUACCGGAGAGAAGCCGUACCAUUGCCAUGCAUGUAAGAAAAGUUUCAGACAAUCACACGGUUUAAAGAAUCAUUUAAAAGAGACCUGUCCUCACAAAGUGAGCAAGUUGCCUACCUCCAUACUACAUAGUGUGUUAUAAAUUAGUAUAGCUGAAUACUUAGUAUAUUUAAUAAGCAGUACUGGAGAAAUACCUAGGUGGUUUACUGCUUUUGUGUAUGCAUCAGACAAGACACUUUUCUAUCCCAUGAGGAUCUCAGUGAUAUAGGUACCAAGAAAUGUAUUACUUAUGGUUAAAUUGUACUUUGGUGGGUAUGAUGCAGAGAACUAAAAAUGAUUGAAGUUUUUAUUAAAAAGUAUUUAAAAAAUUGGUCACCUCAAACUGAAAAUUUAUUUUUAUUGCAGCGAUUCCCAUGUCUAGCACUGCACAUUUUGGAUGUCUUUUUUUCAGACACAAUUUAUUCAGGUCAGAAUCUUCAUGCUAUAGCACAUACUGAUAUUCUAGAGAUUUGUGUGCUUCUUAUUUUAUAGCAACAGUUUAGGAAGGACAAUUUUCUAUUCCAACACGACGAUGCCUCUGUGUAUGAGGCAAGGUCCUGAAAGACAUGAUUGAUUGAGUCAGUCUGGAAGAACUUGACUAGUCUGCAUAAAGCCAUGUCCUGAAUCCAGCUGAACACAUUUGUUGUGACUACAUGCAGACUUGGAGUCAAAAACUCAACACCAAUGACUUGUGCACAGGAGUACAGUUUUGAGACAGAAAAGUGCUUCUGAAACUGUUCACAAUGGUAUUUCUACAAACGGCAUUGGAAAGAAUUUUGCUUCCAUCUCAUUUGCAGCAGUUUUGUAAGCACCCUUUCUUCUGUUCCAAAAUGGCUGUACCCCUGUGAGCCAAAAACUCAUCACUCCACAUCAGUUACUUGUCGAAAGUCUGCAUUUAAAGUCACACCAAAUGUGUUCAGGUGGGUUCAGGACUUUGCUUUAUGCAACUGUUGCUAUAAAAUUAGAAACACAUAAUUCUCUAGAAUAUCAAUAUAUGCUAUAGCUAACAGAUUUGUAAUCAUGGAAAUAAUGUAGUCUAACCUGUACAUUAGAAGGAAGCAUCCCAAAACUUUUGUCCAUAUAGUGUUUAUGUGCGGUUAGCAAUGUGUGUGCAGGGUUUCUGUAUGUAUAGUUACUGAAUUAAAGAAUGAACUUAAAUAAGGUGUCUGCUCAUUAAAAAAGUGAAACAAAACAUUUUUACAUUUACUGAUAAACAUUUGCAUAAACUGGUAAA
Triplophysa rosa is the source of this 2404-nucleotide messenger RNA. RefSeq names its product gastrula zinc finger protein XlCGF7.1-like. The transcript is spliced from 3 exons. NCBI's taxonomy places the organism in Eukaryota, Metazoa, Chordata, Actinopteri, Cypriniformes, Nemacheilidae. Gene Ontology annotation, cellular component: nucleus. The record is from RefSeq and is a predicted model, not a curated record. Gene Ontology annotation, biological process: regulation of transcription by RNA polymerase II. Gene Ontology annotation, molecular function: RNA polymerase II cis-regulatory region sequence-specific DNA binding; DNA-binding transcription factor activity, RNA polymerase II-specific. The coding region runs from base 259 to 1098 and encodes 279 amino acids.